UCAGACACCGACCGUCUGUCCUCAGAGGAGACGGAUAGAGACGGUAAGAGACGGAUAGAGACGUUAGAGACGGAUAGAGACGUAAGAGACGGAUAGAGACGUUAGAGACGGAUAGAGACGUAAGAGACGGAUAGAGACGUUAGAGACGGAUAGAGACGGUAAGAGACGUUAGAGACGGAUAGAGACGUUAGAGACGGAUAGAGACGGUAAGAGACGGAUAGAGACGUUAGAGACGGAUAGAGACGUUAGAGACGGUAGGAGACAGAUAGAGACGGUAAGAGACGGAUAGAGACGUUAGAGACGGAUAGAGACGGUAAGAGACGGAUAGAGACGGUAAGAGACGGUAAGAGACAAAUAGAAUCAGAUAGAGACACAAGAGACCAGGUUGUGGUCUGAGGACGGACAUGCUGCUGACCUGGACUCUCUGCACUCUGCUGGGCUGCUCUGCACUGAUCCAAUGUUCAGUGUUCCUGGACCGUCCGGCGGCGAUUCAAGUCCUCGGCUCGACCUCCAGGAGGCGGCGAGCCAACUCCUUCCUGGAGGAGGCGUUACCUGGAGACCUGGAGAGGGAGUGUAACGAGGAGACCUGCUCCCAGGAGGAGGCCGCCGAGAUCUUCAAGACCAGAGAGAAGACGCUGGAGUUCUGGUACAAAUACACAAAUCUGAACCCUUGUCGGACCAACCCCUGUCUGAAUGGAGGGAUGUGCACUCUGGACCGAGGAGACUUCACGUGUCUCUGUUCUCCUCAGUACCACGGCAAGACCUGCGACUCAGUGGUGUCGGCGUGUCGCUAUAGAAACGGCGGCUGUGUGCAGUACUGCAGAGACCUGCAGGGCGGCGCUGGAGUCCAGUGUGGCUGCGCUGAUGGAUUCAGACUGGAGGAGGACGGACGCAGCUGCUCCCGGAAAGACCCGUUCCCUUGCGGUCGUCAGCACAGAGACUGGUCUUCGUACCGACGUCGCUCGGAGCGGCUCAACGACACCACGAUGGAUCUCAACAGCACCGACAGCUGGCUGCUGAACCUGAACCUCAUGGAGACAGAGGAGCUGCUGACAGUGAACGCAACGUCCGGACACAGUGAGGGCAAUGAGACAGAGCUGAGGGGGGAGGAGCCAACCGGUCGUAUCGUGGGUGGAGUCCUAGAGAAACCAGGAGGGAGUCCCUGGCAGGUUCUGGUCCGCCGGUCUGAUGGUUAUGGUUUCUGUGGAGGGACUCUGGUCUCGGACCGGUGGGUGGUCUCUGCUGCUCACUGCCUGGAGCAGACUGCAGACCACGUCACUGUAGGUGACUUUGAUAAGAAGCGUCCUGAUCCAGGUGAGCAGGUGAUCAAGGUUCAGAAGGUGUUCGUCCAUCCUCACUUCCACUCCUUCACCUUCGACAGCGACGUCGCUCUGCUCUACCUCUCGCGCUCCGUCACCAGGAGCCCCACCGCCGUCCCCGCCUGCCUCCCCGACCCCCACCUGUCCAGAUACCUGCUGCAGGAGAAUAACCGCGGCGUGGUGACGGGCUGGGGACUCACUCACCAUCAGAGCAGGUCGUCCUCACGCUUCCUCAGGAAGGUCACUCUACCUGUGGUCCGCCACCGAGACUGCUCCGCCUCCACCGAACAGGUGAUCACAGACAACAUGUUCUGUGCCGGUUACCUGGCCGUCGCCGAGGACGCCUGCAGUGGAGACAGUGGAGGGCCGUUCGUGGUGAACUACAGGGGGACCUGGUUUCUGACCGGAGUCGUCAGCUGGGGAGAAGAAUGUGCUGCAAAGGGGAAGUACGGAGUUUACACCCGACUGGGGAACUUCCUGACCUGGAUCCGAGACACCAUGGAGAGACCAGACUUGAACGGUACUGAGAGCUGAGACCAAAGCAAACAAACAGACCCUGACCAGAAUUAUUGUAUUUUUAUUUUUCAAAUUUAAAGCAAAACGACUCAACCAAAGACUUUAGUCGUUUAAAAAGAGACUCGUGGCUCCAUUGUCCAGAAGAGAAUAUCAGCUGGUUCCUCUCUGCUUCCUCAUUUCCUUCUUUUUUAUUUAAGUUAGCGUUUGUUGUAACAUUAUGUCCAACAGAAAUAACACAUCUAUCCGUUUGUUCACCCUGAAGUCUAAAGCAGCUUCAGGCUCCAUUAGUGUUAAAAACAGACUCAAAUGUUUUAGAACCAUAAUCACUUGUGUUUGGUUUAUAUUUUCUACUAACGGCUGUAAAAUGAUGUAAAAUACAGAAACUUGUGACUAAACAA
Molecule: messenger RNA, 2233 nt
Organism: Anoplopoma fimbria (sablefish)
Lineage: Eukaryota; Metazoa; Chordata; Actinopteri; Perciformes; Anoplopomatidae
Product: coagulation factor X
Exons: 10
Coding region: 405-1853 (482 amino acids)
Biological process (GO): blood coagulation; proteolysis
Cellular component (GO): extracellular region
Molecular function (GO): calcium ion binding; serine-type endopeptidase activity
Source: RefSeq, a predicted model, not a curated record